AUGGCCCACGUCUCUGCCGUGGUGGUGGGCGCGGGCGUUGUCGGCGCAGCUGUUGCUCGAAGCUUGGCCCGGGCUGGGCAGGAGGUGCUGGCCGUGGAGCGGCUCAGGCAGCCGGGCCAGGGCACCACCAGCAGAAACAGCCAGGUGAUCCAUGCUGGACUCUACUAUCCCGAAGGCAGCCUCAAGGCGCGCUUCUGUGCUGCCAGCGCCGCGCGCCUCUACAAGUUCGCAGAGAGCCGCCACAUCCCACACUGGAACUGCCAGAAGUUGGUGGUGGCCGCCGAGGGGCAGGAGGAGCGCCUGCGCAGCGUCGCAGAGCACGCUCAAAGCAUCGGCUGCCUGCAGAAGGAGAAGAUGCGCCUCCUGUCCAGAGAGGACCUGAAGAUUCUGGAGCCGGAUCUCGUGGCGUCCGCCGCCCUCCUGUCCCCAGGGACCGGGGUCAUCUGUGCCCACUCCGUGGUGUCGGCGCUCGUGGCGGAAGCGGAGGAUGCUGGCGCCAGCUUCAGCUUUGGAAGCGAUGCGGAAAGCGUGCGUUGGGAUGGCAGCGUCUUCACGCUGACUUUCUCCGACGGCUUCCAAGUCACCUGUGACAAGCUGGUCAACGCGGGGGGGCUUCAUGCCGGCCAGCUCGCUCAGACCUUCGUACCCCCUGGCUUGGUUCCUGAGUUCCGAUUCUGCAAGGGCAACUACUUCAGACCCAGCGUGCCGGUGCCGUUCAAGAGGCUCAUCUAUCCGCUCCCCCCACCCUCGGGCGCUGGCCUGGGCACCCACCUCACCUUGGACGUGGAGGGUGGUGGCGCGAAGUUCGGCCCCGACACCGAGUGGCUGCCGGCGGACUACCAGCCGGUGAAGGACAUGGAUGGCUCGGGCGUGUACCGCGUGGACGCCUCCCGUGCUGCGUCCUUCGAGGACUCCAUCCAGAGCUGGUGGCCCAGCCUUCCUUCGGGGAGCCUCGAGCCCGACUACUCGGGGCUCCGGGUCAAGGUUCCCAGCGGUGACUUCGAGAUCACCAACCACGGGAUGGAGGGAUACUGGGCUCAGUAUGGCAUCGAGUCGCCUGGCCUCACGAGUUCCCUGAUGAUCGCGGAGCAAGUGCUGAGGGUGCUGGGCGUACCAAUCCCGGCAGAAGACUUCUGA
Molecule: messenger RNA, 1137 nt
Organism: Symbiodinium natans
Lineage: Eukaryota; Dinophyceae; Suessiales; Symbiodiniaceae
Source: the annotation of a GenBank genome assembly